AUCAGUACAUGCUGUCAACCGGAUGUCGUCACGCUUGACAGCGGAACUCGCGUGACGUAAUCAGGGAGCGUAGUUCCGGGUUGUGUUUUUUUUGGGUUGCAUUCUUCAGCUUUCAGUCGAUCUUUACUCCGCAAACACGGCCGACAUCUGGAGCGCGCUGCCCUGAGUUGGGAGAACAUUUCUUGUGCCAACGGUUCAGCCCAGAUAAACCAGUGGUCUGUGUCUGUCAUCAGUUUCCGGCGUGCGUUUGUGGCUCUGGUAACACCAAACAGGAAGAGAGGCGCAGAGAGACGUCUGAACAGAGAGAGGAAACUGCUGCGGCUUCUUCUUCUUCUUCGUCAGCGUCAGAAUGACUGAGUUCUGGGUUUGUUUCAGCUGCUGCAUUGCAGAGCAGCCACAACCCAAACGGCGGCGACGGAUCGAUCGCUCCAUGAUCGGGGAGCCGACAAACUUUGUUCACACCACACACGUAGGCUCGGGGGACAUGGGACUCGGAUUGGCAUCGGUGGACCUUGUUCAAGCCCAGAUGAAAUCUAAAGGGGGCUACGUGCAUGGAGGAUCUGAAGGGUCUCAGUUGUAACAAGCCCUUCACAGUCUUGUGGAAACUACUGUUGUUGAUAUGAGGAAGCGUUUUCAAAAAAAGCAGUUCUGUCUGUAACGGACGCAGGACCAAAAGAUGAAACUACUGCUUUUCCAUAAUGUUGUAUAUAUUUUUAUUUUCCAUUCCUUUUUUUUUUUCUUUUUUUUUGAAAUGAAAGCACUGCUAUCCAUUUGCUGCCAUACUGUUGCACUGUAAAGAGUAACUGUUAAGAAUAGAUAAGAGGGUUUAGAAAGCUCAUAAUCUCAGUCAGACGUAUGCUUGUGUGUAUGCAUGAGGAGAAUAUUUUCAAAAAUAUUUGCUGUUGUAGCCAAUUUGGAUGCCUGUAUUUAUUAUCUGAUUUGUAAACGGACCUCAUGGUGGCUGGGCCACGCUGGAGAUUUGGAACAUCUUUCUUUAUUCUCAGAGGUUUAUCAAAGGACAGGUAGCUGUGGUGGCAAGGCAAAAAGCGAUAUGUUCAUUGUUUUAUUCUGAGAAAUACUCAUUGUUCUCUGAGUUGCUUUCAGGGUUGAAGAUUGCUGUCUUGUAAUAAACUUGAAAUGAGUAGAGUACACUGGAUCAUACAUUGUACACUCACACUUGCUUAGGAAUUUCGCAUUGAUUUCAACUGUUUUUUUUAUACUCAUUUAGAUUGAACCAUAUAGAAUUUUAAUAAACUAUGAACUUCCUAAUCUGCCUUCUGAAGUCAUGUUCAUCAUUUGUUUUACUGGUGUCGUUCGGCAGCUUGAUGUUGCAAAUACGGAGCUUAGUGGUUCCAAGAGGAUUCAUAUUUUUCUAUGUAUUUUCUUCUUUUCAAGGCUUGUGUACCAACAGUAGAAUUAAACUUGGAAGUAACCAAAUCCCAUUGCAACCACCGCCACAAAUGUGGGUCAGGUUUCAUACAUUAAACAGUAUUCUCAGACCUGUAGUCUAACUACAGUAUAUACCAUUUCCUUUUUGUUGUUCCUGUUUGUGUUACAAACAGAGUCCUGUCAUGAAAUGUUAUAUUUCUGUUGACAUGAAAUCAUUUUUCUGUAAUUUCUUGGCUGAUAUAAUCUUGACAGAAAUAUCCCUUUAGUAGUUUUGUGUUUCUCUGAAAACUCAAAUGCCAGACCUCUUAAAGCUGAAAGGUGCGACUCAACUUUGUAGCAGUGUUUGUGAUUAAGUUGCUUCAGUGUUAAAAGAUGUUUAAAGUUAUCUCCUUUUUCAGGGAGAGAGAACUUUCUAUAAAGGGUUCCUCACUUGGAGGAAAGUAAAUAAGUGCAGCUCUUAUUGCCUGAUUAUGCUGGUUGUCAGUUGUGUUAAUGAUCAGAAUAGAGUUAAUAAUCUUUGUUUUUAUUGACCAGCUGGUCAUCCCUCAGUAUUGCCAUAUGUAGUCCAAAUUUCUGAGCCAGGCUCCAUUUAAAAUACCUUUAUGAAAUCUUUACAAAUAGUGGCGGAGCAGCAGCGGUAUGAAUAUUGAAUGCAUGUCCCCAUCACUGCUUACAAAAUCAACAGGUGUUGAGCAAACCAGCAGGCCUGGAUCUAUUAAAACAUGUCAUUAUUUGUCCACCAUGUACAUCGUAUGAUUGACUAACAACAGAAUGUGGUUGUGCUAUUAAGUCAAGCAAAAGUCUGUGUAAAUUGGUGUUAAACUGAGUGCUAUUGUCACACUAUUUAUGAUAAAAAGAAUGACAUAUUUGGUGUUUUUGGUACCAGGCAGGACGAAUUACCUGAUAGAUAUAGUCACAUUUGUAAUAUCUUAUCAUUUACAGCCUUAAAACUGCUGGUAACCACUUUCCCAGCACAGAUUUAAUAAUGUGAUUCAUCAGGCUAAAGUAUUGUCACAGUGCUCAUCUGUUCCUCUUUCAAUGUUUCUGUAGUAAUUCCUAUGUGAAAAGAGAUCCACAUUAUGUGUAGUCUAGUUAGUGUUUUUCCAGCUCUGUGCUGAAUGCUGUAGUAUGUGAAGACAUACUGGGAUUGCAGUAUAUGAUGUGACCAGCAGGCUAUGCUAGUGGACUGGUUGAAUGUGACUUAAACAAAUUGUUUCCUUUUGGGAUUCCUGUCAUUGGACUUAUUUUGUGAUGAUACUGUAAAUACGUAAUAUGAAAGUAAUGGAUCCAUGGUUUAUAUGUAUUCAGGGUCAGACAUAUUUAGGCUACUUUUCUGUACAACAUUACUGGGAAGGCAGAGCAGCGUUUUGUUGUUGUUGUUUUUUUCCCUCAGGAACUGCCUGAUAUGUAGUUCCCACUUUAAGGGAAGUUCAUCUGUCUUUUUUUUCUGCAUUUUUCAGAAUACACAAUGAGAAAUAAAUGUUAAAUGUUGAUAUUUGA
Sebastes umbrosus (honeycomb rockfish) is the source of this 2889-nucleotide messenger RNA. It is a transcript of the gene cdc42se2, whose product is annotated as CDC42 small effector 2. The record is from RefSeq and is a predicted model, not a curated record. The coding region runs from base 350 to 580 and encodes 76 amino acids. The transcript has 5 exons. Gene Ontology annotation, biological process: regulation of Rho protein signal transduction. Lineage: Eukaryota; Metazoa; Chordata; Actinopteri; Perciformes; Sebastidae. Gene Ontology annotation, molecular function: small GTPase binding. Gene Ontology annotation, cellular component: plasma membrane.